Molecule: messenger RNA, 972 nt
Organism: Ustilaginoidea virens
Lineage: Eukaryota; Fungi; Ascomycota; Sordariomycetes; Hypocreales; Clavicipitaceae
Exons: 1
Coding region: 1-972 (323 amino acids)
Molecular function (GO): methyltransferase activity
Source: RefSeq, a predicted model, not a curated record
AUGGACAACGAUUCCGCAUACGGGGACGACAUCUCCGACGCAACCACCUCCCUAUACAGCUCCGUCACCCACUACGAAUGGAAACACAACCGCCGCUAUCACGCGUACCAAGCCGGAGCUUACUGUUUCCCAAACGAUGAGCGAGAGCAAGACCGCCUCGACAUGCUCCACCACACCGUCACGCGCCUGCUCGGCGACCAAUUGUUCCUCGCACCCAUCAAGCCCGAUGGCUUGAGCAUACUCGACAUUGGCACCGGGACCGGUGUUUGGGCCAUGUACAUGGGCGACACGUACCGCGGCGCCAGCAUCAUCGGCAACGACCUAAGCCCUAUCCAGCCUUGCUGGGUACCCAAUAAUGUCAAGUUCAUCGUCGACGACAUUGAGCUGGACUGGGUCGAACCCGACCAGUACGACUUCAUCCACUGCCGCUACAUGGCCGCUUCCAUCAAGGACUGGCCUCGCCUGAUGUUUCAGAUAUACGAAAGCCUGAGGCCAGGAGGCUGGGUGGAGUUCCAGGAAUUCUCCUCGACCGUCUUCUGCCACGACGCAAACGGUAUCGAGUACAUGGCGGUCCGUCAUCCCAACCAUGCUUUUGUGCAACUGCACCUCGCUCUGAAGCAAGCCUGCUCCGCCACGGGCCGCACCUUUGAUCCCACGCCCAGCUUGCGCAAAUGGACCCGAGAAACUGGCUUCGACCACGUCAGACAAUCCGUCUUCAAGGUCCCGGUAGGUUCCUGGUCCAAGGACCAACGCAACAAGGAGAUUGGCUCCAUGAUGGCCGUCAACUACGCCGACGGCGUGGAAGCCAUGACUGCUGUCCUGCUGAGAGACGUGCUGCACUGGCCAGACGAAGAGGUCGAGUUGCUGAAUGCCCGAGUAAGGCUGGCCGCUCGUGCGAGAAGCCCCAAGACGCUGCUCGAGUACGUCGUCGUCACGGCUCAGAAGCCAGCGCAGAGAUCUCGAGUCACAUGA